Messenger RNA from Daktulosphaira vitifoliae (grape phylloxera), 3101 nucleotides. RefSeq lists its product as uncharacterized. The transcript has a single exon. Gene Ontology annotation, biological process: telomere maintenance via telomerase. Gene Ontology annotation, cellular component: telomerase catalytic core complex. Lineage: Eukaryota; Metazoa; Arthropoda; Insecta; Hemiptera; Phylloxeridae. Bases 190 to 2784 code for a protein of 864 amino acids. Gene Ontology annotation, molecular function: telomerase RNA binding; telomeric repeat DNA binding. The record is from RefSeq and is a predicted model, not a curated record.
AUCACUCUAAAACAAAAUUUUAAGUAUGUAAAUUUUAAUAAACAUAUUAUUUUCAAACUUUAAAACAUCAAGUGGUUCGAUUACUGUCACAUUACGAGUUUAUGUUAUGCAUUAAUUAUUGUAAAGUAAUCUUAAUUAAUUUUACUAGUUUCAAUCUAAGACAUUAAAAAAUAAAUACAUUCAAUUGGAAUGGCCACCAAUCUAAAAAAAUAUGUUACAAGUAAUUUAUUAGAAUUUCUAUUAUUAUCUGUUGACCCUAACUUAAUAUUUAAAAAUGAUGCAGUCAAAAAAUUACAUUCUAUUAUUAUAUGUUAUGAUAUUCAACACUUUUACAACAUAAAUAAGUGUAUUACAAAUAAUAAUUUAACUACAACAUCAGUUCGAUUAGAUGAAUUUUCUGCUUAUUGUGAUAGCAAAGUUAAGCCCAAGUAUUUCAUCAGACAGAACGGAUACCACUGUUCUAUGACUGUUGCUGACGUUUUAAAAAUACAAGAAUGGGCAAAUCUAUACUUAAUCAUAGGACCUACUCUAAUGAAAUUUUUACUAUUUGAUUGUUUGAUUUUUGUACCACUCUCAGAAAAUGUAUAUUUUUGUGUUGAUUCCCCGUCUCAUCAGUGUAACCGCUAUGAAAUAAUUAAAACCUUCUGGUCUAUCUCAGGAUCACUGAAAAUCAUCACAAAAUGGCAAAGAAAUACCAAAGAAUGUAAAAAAGAACCCAAGUGUUAUAAAAUUGCAGAGUUUUUUAAUAAAUUAAAUGAAAUAGGAAAAACUAACGUAGAAGAUAUCUUGACACAAAUACGAAACAUUGAUAUCGGACUUGAUAAGAUUAAACUAGAUGAAUUGUAUUUAAAGCCUCUGGAGAUAAAUUUAAAAAAAUUGGUUCAUAAAGAUCAAUGGUCAUGUUACAAUGACAUUUUUAACAAAGCGGUUAGUGAACAUUCACACAAUGAAAUUCCUUUGAAUCGUAUUAAACAAUUCGCAGUUUCUGUAGUUCAAAAAGUAAUUCCUUUUGAAAUGUUUGGUACGAAUGUUAACCGCAAUCAAUUCUGUAAAAAUCUAUCUAAAAUAUUUAACUGUGGCUUGACCCACAAUUUUACAGUUGAACAAAUUGUUUACAAAAUGAAAUAUUCUUCAGUUAAAUGGCUGAAAUGCAAUGGCGAACCAGGUGUGAUACGACAAAUAAAAUCUGCAAUUUUCAAAGCGACUCUAGUUUGGUUAACCUCUUUCGUUCUCAGUCGAAUUGCACGGUGUUUUCAAGUUGUUAGGUCUAAUGUAUCGAGCUACGGUGUAGCUUACUUUACAAUGCCUUAUUGGAAGUCUAUUACUGAUAAAAAAUUGUUUCCUUUAACCAAAAACGGGUUUUUCCAAGAGAUUACCAAUAGCUCAGACAGUUCUUUAAGAAAAUGGAGGAUUUGUCCGUACGCAAAGGCCAAGGGCAUCCGGCUGAUAUUUAAACGUCGUGCAAAAAUUGAAGAGGAACUGAUGGACGAUUGCCUGGUGUUCUUACGUUGCCUAUCCUAUACGUACUCGAGAACAAAAUCAAUCGACAAGGUAAAAUUUUUCGAAAGCUGGCAAUCAUUAAGAUCGUGCCUUGAUCAGACCCAUAAAAUCAUUUAUUACGUAAGAACUGAUUUCCAAGACGCGUUUACCAGUAUCAAACAAAAAGCUCUGCUCUCUGUACUGAGAAACGCCAUUAAGCAAUAUUACGGGGCCAGUUCACAAUCGCUUCAAAUGCAUACAGUGGACGUGGUAAAGUACGCCACUGGAAAUAAAGUGCGUUGCAAGAGAGUGAAAUUCUUCGACGGAUUACCGACACCCACAUUUUCUGGCGGCUCUUUGAUGUUUCACCGUAAAAGCGUUACCGUAUCGUUGAGCAAAAUUUGGGCCGUCAUUAAAAAAUGCGUAGAAGGUAAUGUGGUGACACUCUACAACCGCUCGAGGAUUAUGACUAGGGGUAUAAUUCAAGGUGAUAGACUUUCGAUGAUUUUAUGCGAUAUCUUUCUUGCUGACCUUCAAUCAAACGUAAUUAGGUCUUACGUCAGCGGGCCUUCGCGACUACUGUAUCGAUUUAUGGACGAUUACCUAUUUGUAUCUUUUGACAAAAAGUCGGCCGAAGAUUUUUUGGCGGUCAUGAAUGCUGGAUUUGAGGCUUAUGGUUUGACUAUUAACAAAGAAAAAACCGAAACAAACCUAUACGGAAUAUCAGAAGGAGGAGGAACGGUCCGUUUUUUGGGUUUUUGUAUCAAUAUAGAUACUGGCGAAGUAACUAAAGACGUACAGUUAUUUCGUCGCAAACGACCACUACAUUUCUUUAAUUACAACUUGGGAGUCAAAUCUGGACAACGCUUAUAUCAACGUCUCACUAAUUACGCACACUAUCCAGUACCCGCCGUUUUACUUAGUAAAGUUUACAAUACUACAGGUACGGUCGUGCGAAACUUAGCUAUAUUAAUUUGUCACAAAGCAUUUGGAGCCAUUUUUGGGAUAAAGCAAUACUUUAGCCACGUUAAUAAUUUAUUCUUAUGGUGCUUAAUACGCGAUGUCGGAAAAGUAAUUUUUGCGAAAAUAUAUUCAGCACGACGAAUUUCUCCUAUUACUCCAAUGCAGAGCAAGUGGAUUGUCUAUGAAGUUUAUAAAAAAAUGUUACAGAAGUACCUAAAUUGCAAUACCAGUCUAGUUAUUACACAUCUGCGAGCUAAACAGGCUGUAAUGCGAAAAAAAUGCAACGUGACUACAUUAGAACUAGCUUUAAAACAUUACGACUUCUUAAAAAUGUUCGAUUAAUAUUUUAUGUAUCAUUCUUUGUCAAUAAUUAUUGUGAGAAAACUAUAUUGUUAACUUUUUUUGUGUAUUGUAUAAUUAUUGUUUUUUUAAUCAAGAAGAAAGAGCAAACAUAUCGUAUUGUAAAAGUUUAAAUUGGAUAAAGAUAUUUUUUUGGUGAUAUUCAUAAUGCAAUUUUCUUUAUCAUUAACUAAUGUAAAAAAAAAAUUUUUUUAACUUUAUUUUUAGAUGCUAUCCUAAAAAUUAAGUAAUAUUAUAAGUUUAUUGUCACAUAAUUAUUGUAUUUAAAACUAAUCUAUACAUUAAGUUAAUUUUCUAAA